Hippoglossus stenolepis (Pacific halibut) is the source of this 3229-nucleotide messenger RNA. RefSeq names its product WASP like actin nucleation promoting factor a (gene wasla). Gene Ontology annotation, molecular function: small GTPase binding; actin binding. The record is from RefSeq and is a predicted model, not a curated record. Lineage: Eukaryota; Metazoa; Chordata; Actinopteri; Pleuronectiformes; Pleuronectidae. Gene Ontology annotation, cellular component: plasma membrane. Gene Ontology annotation, biological process: actin filament organization; regulation of Rho protein signal transduction.
GCUCCGUCUUGCUGCCAUGUUGGAUGUACGCAUCGCCGCUGCAGCUGCAGGACUUUCCGUGUGACAGUUGAGCAUUUAUCCUCCUGCAGACUCUGACCGGGCCAUUGCUUUUUUUAUAUUGACACCGUGAGGAGGAGCUGGGGUUCUUUCUCGAGCAGGACAGAGCCGAGGGAAACGCUCCGCAUCCUCCUCCGCCCUGCAGCCCGGAGUCGGACCCAGCGGAGAUGAUCCGGUUGCAGGCCACAGCAACCGGAGCCCGCAUGGAUCUUCUGUAAUCAGUAGUUUGCUGAACCCGUCCGGGGAGAACCGCAUCGUUUCGGGGUUAGCUACACGAAUUCCCGAGCCAUGAACAGCCACCCGCCGCCUCGCAGGGUCGCAAACAUCGGCUCCAUCCUCCUGACCCCGCAGGAGAACGAGUGCCUGUUCGGCUACCUGGGCAGGAAAUGCGCCACUCUGUGUUCGGCGGUGGUCCAGGUGUACGUGGCAGAGCGCAAUGCCAGCUGGGGGAAGAGAUGCUGCGGAGUGGCCUGUCUCAUCAAAGACAACCCACAGAGAUCCUACUUCAUCAGAGUGUUUGACAUCAAAGAAGGGAAAACCAUGUUCGAACAAGAAUUGUACCACAGCUUCUCCAUCAGCAGCUCCAGAUCCUACUUCAUCUCGUUUGCAGGAGACACCUGUCAGAUUGGUCUGAAUUUCGCAAGCGAAGAAGAAGCCAAAAGAUUCAGACUCGCCAUCAAUGACCUGCUCAACCGACGGCAACGCAAAACUGAGAAAAGAGGUGACCCUAAAAAUGGUCUAGCUCUGCCCAUGGCCACGGUGGACAUCAAGAACCCGGAGAUCAACAAUGUGAGAUUCCUCAACUCCCACAGCCACCAGCAGCCGUACCACCUCAACAACAUACUGAGCCACAGCGGCCUUACCCGCAAGGACAAGAAGACCAAAAGCAAGAAGAAGAAACUGACCAAGGCCGACAUCGGCACACCCAGCAACUUCCAGCACAUCGGUCACGUGGGCUGGGAUCCAAACACAGGUUUUGAUCUGAACAACCUGGACCCUGAACUGAAAAACCUGUUUGACAUGUGCGGCAUCUCCGAGGCUCAGCUAAAGGAUCGUGAGACGUCCAAGGUCAUCUACGACUUCAUUGAGAAGAAGGGAGGGGUGGAGGCCGUCAAGAACGAGCUGAGGAGACAAGCACACCCUCCACCCCCCUCUCGUGGCGGACCCCCUCCUCCUCCUCCACCACCCCAUAACUCGGCUCCCCCUCCUCCACCAUCCAGAGGGGGUCGGGGAGCCCCUCCCCCUCCUCCGUCCAGAGCACCUGCCUCAGCUCCUCCUCCUCCUCCUCCCUCCAGACCUGGAACUCUGGGUGCCCCGCCUCCCCCACCGCCUCCCACCAGAGGAGGUCACCAGCCCCCUCCUCCUCCACACCACCAUCACCACCACCACCACCACCAGCCUCCACCACCUCCUCCUCCAUCCUUGCACUCUUCCAUCGCCCCCCAAGCCCCACCCCCUCCGCCUCCCCCACUUGCCCAGCCGUCUCCGGUCGGCAGCGGUGUUGGCUCUGUCGCUGCUCCGCCUCCGCCACCUCCUCCUCCUCCGCCGCCCGGCCCUCCUCCUCCUCCAGAGCUGGAUGGUGUCGGUGGAGGUGGAGACUCGCCCCAUUCGCCGAGCCCAGGCGGGAAGUCAGCGCUGCUGGACCAGAUCAGAGGAGGAACCCAGCUGAAGAAGGUGGACCCGAACCCCAAAGUGCCGGCCACUAAUACCGGAAGAGACGCCCUGCUGGACCAGAUCCGACAGGGAUUCCAGCUCAAGACAGUGCCGGAUCAUCCCGAGUCCAGCCCUCCAUCGUCGGCUCCCACUGCAGGCAUCGUCGGCGCGCUCAUGGAGGUGAUGCAGAAGAGGAGCAAAGCCAUCCAUUCCUCAGACGAAGACGAGGAUGACGACGAAGAUGAGGACUUUGAGGACGACGAGGAGUGGGAUGACUAGUGAUGAAUAUCCAGUCCUCCAAACCCCCAAACCUAUCGCUGACACUAAAAUAUCUUGUAGGAAUCUUCCAGAAUCUGACUAAAAUUGUAAUGUAAAUGUUGUAUGAAUUUGCUGUAUAUUUAUUUUUGCCUAUUUGCUUUUUUUAUGAUCAUAAUAAUUAAUCUGUGCAAUACCUCAUCAGUUAAAUCUGUAAGGUUCAUCACGCGCCCUUGUCGUUAUAGACCUUCCUCUCCCCCAGAACAUCUUUCAUCAGAAAGCACUUAAAUCUUCAUCAGCACAAUGUGGGGAUGCAGCCUGCUACAUUUCAUUAUCAAUAAUCAACAAUAUAAAACACUAGCUGCUCCACUGAGGGGAUCUGAGUCCUCAAAAGAUCCUUGGGAAAUAUUUUUACGUGUUCAUUUCUUCAUGUUUUCCUUCCUUGUUUGAGAAACUUAAAAGGGAGACGUAUGUGCGACCAAACAGGCAGGAUCCUCUUUGUGUUGGAUAGCGGUCAGCUUAAAUGCGAGAUAACACUAUUUUCUUACUGUUCUUCUUUUCAUAUCUUCAAGUUUACUAUUAAAUUGUAGUUGUAGUGUAGCUGUAUUAUUUUUUCAUGAAGACAUUCGUUGACCAAAACAUGGCAACUUGGUUGCCUGAAAUAGAUUUUUUUCAACUUUUAAUUUUUUUAACGUUAUUAAAGUCGUUUAUUUGCACACAGUUUUGAUGAUAGUAGAGUUUUGCGUUUUUUCGGGUGUGCGUUUGUCAAAAGAUAAUUUUAUGUUAUUUCAUGCAGAAUAUAGUGACGGUGGACACUUUUGAAAAGCUUAAGGUUUUGCGGUAACGCAACCUUGAAAUAAAAACAUGACUGAUGUUCAAGUCAGCACAUUUCUUUGAAUUAAUGUCUAAACACAUCAAUUCUAACACACCUGUGGCAUUUUGUGAAAUGGUCUAUGUUUUCAUUCAUCAUUCCGUUAUUCUCUGAUGGAGGAAACAAACAAUGCUUCGGUCAGUAUUCAAGACAAAUAAUGAAAAAAAAACUAAAUGAUCUAGUCACCAUCCUGCUCCGUCCUUCAGUCAACAAACUUAUCAUUAUAUGCAAUGCGAUUGUAAAUGCCUCCGCAUGGAGAAAAAAAUAUUUUUAAAAAAGCAAAUAAUAUUGAACCAAAUGUGGCAUUUGCAAGCAGCUUGUAGGUUUGGCAAUGCCUGUGAUCCUCCAUCUGUAAACAGUGCAAAGAAAUAAUCAAUGCUUGUUUGACCUGUU